This is a messenger RNA of Linum trigynum, 2554 nucleotides long. Lineage: Eukaryota; Viridiplantae; Streptophyta; Magnoliopsida; Malpighiales; Linaceae. The record is from the annotation of a GenBank genome assembly.
CUGUUUCUGGGUUCAUCUUUUGAUUUCGCAUGCAAUGGAAAAAUCAGUAAAUGGCGGCGGUACGUGACCGCCGGUUCUUGAGGGAAGCUGAGAUCCGACGUCGGUGUCUCCGUAACCGUAAGUAACAUAACAUCCUAGAAUUUCUCAGCUUUCGUGCUAUCUAUUCGUAUGAUAUUGGUGCAUGAUUGUAAGUGUGAAUGCCUUUUGAAAACUAUGCUGCGGAACUCGGAAGAGGACGAGAACCAUCAUAUUAGAAUAACAACAAUUAUUGCCAUGUGCAAAACGUGUGGAACUUGGAUAAUGAAAUCUAAUGUUGGGGGUGGGGUUCGAAGAAGAUAAGUUUUUCUUCUUUUUCUUCUUCUUAUUGGGAUUAGUUUCUUGUUUUGUCUGUUUGGAUCUGAGGUGACUUAUUUAAGUUUGGUUGAUGUCUCUCAAUGAUUGUAGGUUGUAAUGGAGACGAAAGUUUGUACCUUGGGAAUUCCUGUUUUGUUGAUCCUCUUGUUGCUGCACCCAUUUCUAUGGCUGCUGUCUUUGGGUGAUAUCGAAGGCGAUGCUUUACGCAGUCUAAGGACCAACUUGGUUGACCCGAACAAUGUUCUGCAGAGUUGGGAUGAAAAUCUUGGUUCCAAAUGUACAUGGUUUCAUCUAACGUGCAACGAUGACGACAGCAUCACUAGAUUGGAUCUUGGAAAUGCUGCUUUGUCUGGUCAGCUUGUCUCACAACUUGGCCUGCUUAAGAAUUUGGAGUACUUGGAGCUCUUCAAUAACAACUUUACUGGUGCAAUUCCAAGUUCCCUAGGGAACUUGACAAACUUGGUAAGCUUGGAUCUUUACUUGAAUAGUUUCAGUGGCCAGAUACCAGAAUCUUUGGGCAAGCUGUCGAAGUUGAGAUACCUGAGGCUCAAUAACAACAGCUUGGCUGGUUCAAUUCCUGCAUCAUUGGCUAACAUUUCGUCACUAGAAGUGCUGGAUCUUUCAAACAACCGCCUUUCCGGGUUGGUUCCAGAUAAGGGUUCCUUAACUCAAUUCACUCCCAUAAGUUUUGCUAACAACUUGGAUCUUUGUGGACCAGUUACUGGCUAUCUUUGCCCUGGUUCUCCUCCAUUUUCUCCACCUCCUCCAUUUGCUUCACCAACUUCUCAACCAAGAGGGAAUGGCGCCAUCAGAGCAAUAGCUGGUGGAGUUGCUGCUGGUGCAGCAUUGCUCUUUGCUUUUCCCGCGAUAUAUUUUGCUUGGUGGCUUCAAAGAAAACGUCGAGACUUAUUUGUUGACGUACCUGCGGAAGAUGAUGAUGCCGAAGUCCAUCUAUCGCAGCUCAAGAGGUUUUCGUUGCGUGAACUGCUAGUUGCAACUGAUAACUUUAGCACCAAGAGCAUUCUUGGUCGAGGAGGAUUUGGUAAGGUCUACAAAGGUCGUCUGGCAGACGGCUCAUUGGUGGCAGUGAAAAGACUGAAAGAAGGGCGCACGAGUGGAGGAGAGUUGCAGUUCCAAAUGGAGUUGCAGAUGAUAAGCAUGGCUGUGCAUCGGAAUCUUCUUCAGUUGCAUGGCUUUUGCAUGACACCUACUGAAAGAUUGCUUGUGUAUCCCUACAUGGCAAAUGGAAGUGUUGCCUCAUGCUUGCGAGGACGUCCUCCAUCUCGACCUCCUCUCGAUUGGCCAACUCGAAAGCGAAUAGCGCUGGGGUCUGCUAAGGGCUUGUCCUACUUGCAUGAUCAUUGCGAACCAAAGGUCAUUCAUCGUGAUGUAAAAGCUGCCAACAUAUUGUUAGACGAGGAAUUCGAGGCUGUUGUUGGAGACUUCGGGUUAGCCAAACUGAUGAACAUCAACGAUUCUCAUGUCACUACUGCUGUCUGUGGCACAGUUGGCCAUAUCCCUCCUGAGUAUUUCUCCACAGGCAGAUCGUCUGAAAAGACUGAUGUUUUUGGAUAUGGUAUCAUGCUGCUGGAACUGAUCACCGGGAAGAAGGCAUUUGAUCUUGCAGGGCUUGCAAAUGACGAUGAUGUGAUGAUGCUUGAUUGGGUGAAAGGGCAUCUGAAGGAGGGGAAGUUAGAGAUGCUGGUGGAUCCUGAUCUCGUGAGCAGUUAUUACCUAGCAAGUUCUGAAGUGGAGCAGCUAAUCCAGGUUGCUCUUCUUUGUACACAAGGCUCCCCGAUGGGCCGGCCAAAGAUGUGUGAAGUGGUGAGAAUGCUGGAAGAAGGAGAGGGUUUGGGUGAGAGAUGGGAUGAAUGGGAAAUGAUGGUGGGAAAAGAAGGUGAUCAUCAUGAGGUGGAAGAACUAGGCCGUCAUCAUCGUAGUUCGGAUUGGAUACCGGAUUCAACGCAAAAUCUACAUGCAGUCGAGUUAUCUGGUCCAAGGUGACCCUAUUGUUCUAUUUAUCUUCGUUCUCUUGUAAGAUGGAAUGUGAGGAAAUGAACUCCAUAAGUUAAUUAUGAUUCAUUUUGAAAAUUGUGCUUGCAAUACGAAAGAAUUCAUUAUCGAUUCCAAAUUUUGGAUUCUGAUGAAACGAAUAUCGCUAGUCUUCUUUUCGAUUUUGGAAUAGAGUUGCAACAAUCAA